AUGAGUGGAAUAGAAGUUUAUACUACUAGCGACAGUAGUUUAGAAAUCGAAAAUCUAUACAAUUUUAGCUAGCUUUCAGCUGAAGAGGAUCCCAGCGAAAAAGAUAAGCAAACGCUACUUAUUAUUAAGAUCGUGUUCAUCUUUGUCGUGUUCACCAUUGAUGUCGUUUUUGGAAUAAUUCCAGCAAAGGUAAAGAGAUGUAAAGAGAGUCCUAAAUUCCUCGGAGUUGCUAAUGCAUUCAGUGGCGGUUUGUUCUUGGCCAUUGCAUUGAUUCAUAUUUUGCCAGAAGCUGUUAGGGAUUACAAUGAUUAUUGGGGAGAUGAUCACAAGGAUAGUGAAGGGAAGCCUGAAGAUCCACCAGUGCCUCUUCCAUUUAUACUUGUAUUUUGUGGUUAUACUUUAAUCCUCUUAUUCGACAAAGUAAUGUUUGACUCAGAGGCUCUUCUCAAUCUCGGGAAUGGCGGUCGUGGCCGUAGCGAAGUUAAACAUUCUCAUGGAUCUCAUGAGGAUAAUGAAGACCACCACGAUGACAAACAAGGAGUACAUGAGCAAGGUAAAGAUAACAGCCAUAGCCUCAAUAAUGUAAAGUAUUAGCAGGAAUACGUGGAUCCUGCCAUGGCAAAAUUAGUUAGCAACAUUAAGAAUUCAAUGAUUAGAGCUGAAGAAGAUAUCAAGUCAGGUGGAAACGUCAAGAAAAGUAUGAUCCAAGAACUAGAAGACAUAAGUAUGACCAUUAAGAAUUAUCUUUCAAAAACUGAGCAGUUUGCUGUCAGGAUGUCAAAUGCAGUUUAGAAAUCAGGCAUUAAGUCCUCUAAAGCAAGCUAAGGUUCCCACGAAUAGAACUAAUUGUUCGUUGACAAGUCAAAGAUCAAUCUCACUAAAUCUUCUCAAGCUGAUGCAUAGACCCAUGCUGAGUCACACAAUGGUGAUGAGAAGUAACCUGCCAAGUGCAAUUUAACUCCAUUUAUGCUUAUGAUUGCUAUGAGUAUGCAUGCCUUGUUCGAAGGACUAGCUUUUGGUCUUAUGAAUAAUUUGCCAAACGCAAUCAACCUCAUGCUCUCAAUUUUGAUUCAUAAGUUUGCUGAGGCUAUGUCAGUCAGUAUUGCUCUUUAAAAGUCUUUUAGUGAGUUUAGACAACUCCUAAAAUUCAUUAUUUUAUUCGCAAUUGCAACCCCUCUAGGUACAUCUCUGGGACUUAUCCUUAAUAAUGCACCAAAGCUAGUUAACAUUAUCUUUGUAUCUCUGGCUGGUGGUACCUUUGUCUACGUGGCUUGUUCAGAGUUAAUUAUUGAGGAGUUCACCAUGCCAGGCAACAGAUGGUUUAAACUUUUAGCUUUCAUUCUUGGAGCCGUCUUAAUUGGAAGCUUAUUGUUCUUUGAAAACUGA
This is a messenger RNA of Stylonychia lemnae, 1386 nucleotides long. Lineage: Eukaryota; Ciliophora; Spirotrichea; Sporadotrichida; Oxytrichidae. The record is from the annotation of a GenBank genome assembly.